This is a messenger RNA of Trichoderma reesei QM6a, 1347 nucleotides long. RefSeq lists its product as uncharacterized. Gene Ontology annotation, cellular component: Golgi apparatus. The record is from RefSeq and is a predicted model, not a curated record. The coding region runs from base 688 to 1218 and encodes 176 amino acids. The transcript is spliced from 4 exons. NCBI's taxonomy places the organism in Eukaryota, Fungi, Ascomycota, Sordariomycetes, Hypocreales, Hypocreaceae.
GGCCUCGGACCUGAGGAGGAGAGAGACAGAGAGAAGACACGGCGACGGAAAUCCCCAUCAGGUGGCGGUCUGCGCUUCCUGAGGAGGGGUUGAGGGGGCCCGGCAAUUCCAGGCUGGGAAAUUGGCCCAAAAAUAGGCCCUGAAACAAGUCCCCAGUGCGGGUGUCUGGGUUGGUGGCUGAGGCACCCGAAUCCCGCCCGUUUUCUCACUGUCCAGAUUGUCUGGUUCUCUGCAUCGGCCACGUAUUAUUACUUCGUUUGCGGACCCCCCCUGGCUUUGGAUCCCAUCCAGGAACUUCCGAACCUGGAACUCUAAAACCACACGCCAAUUAAAAAAAGUUCGACAUACAGCGAUCGACACCUUUCUUCUCCUUUUGCCAACAAAACCUCGCGCUUCUGCACAGCUUCGAGUCCAUCCGGUCGCCUUUCUUCCGACUCUGCUGCGUGUUCGACCUCCUCCUUGCAUCUCGUCACCUACUACGCAGUAGGAAGCCCGUCUGCUGUCGGCUUACCGUGGCAUCUCCCCGUCGCUGUUGCCUGAAUCCUCCGUGAACCCUCGCGGACAGACAACAAGCAACAUACGGUUCAUCAGCUCGGCUCAGCCAUCUCCAGACCUUCCGCAUAUAAACAGUCGCCUCGGCGCUUCAGCAAAACCACGACAAGGAACAGAAACAAACAUCUGUCCAAAAUGUCUCGCAUCCAGAUCCCCCUCGACCUCAUCACGUCCCGCCUCAACCUGGGAGAGCGCUUCCAGGGCCUGCGCGCCGGACCUCUGAGCGGUCGCUUCUCCAACCUGCGGCCCAUCUCCGAGUUCUUCGACUUCAAGCGCCUGUCCAAGCCCGCCAACUUUGGCGAGGUGCAGUCGCGCGUCAACUACAACCUGAGCCACUUCUCCAGCAACUAUGCCGUCGUCUUCCUCAUGCUCAGCGUCUACGCUCUGCUGACCAACUGGCUGCUCCUCUUUGAUAUCAUCUUUGUGGUGUCGGGCAUGUUCUGCAUCAGCAAGCUGGACGGGCGCGAUCUCGAGAUUGGAACCUUCAGGGCCACCACCUCGCAGCUCUGGACGGGUCUCUUGGUUAUCAGCAUCCCCAUCGGUCUCAUUUCCUCUCCGUUCUCGACCCUGCUCUGGCUCAUUGGAGCGAGCGGCGCGAGUAUUCUUGGUCACGCGAGUUUCAUGGACAAGCCUAUCGAUGAGGCUUUUUCCGGGGAGGCGGUCUAAAUGGUCGGCCGCGAGCUCCCAAAUUUGCGCCCCAAUGGGGAAGACCAUCGCGGCGCGGGCGGAGGGAAACAAGUGGGGAUGUCGCGCAAUAUGGAGGUAGGGUGGAGGAGUUGGCCUCCGACGAGGAUG